Molecule: messenger RNA, 1067 nt
Organism: Phodopus roborovskii (desert hamster)
Lineage: Eukaryota; Metazoa; Chordata; Mammalia; Rodentia; Cricetidae
Gene: Shisal1
Product: shisa like 1
Exons: 5
Coding region: 315-914 (199 amino acids)
Source: RefSeq, a predicted model, not a curated record
AGAGAGGCAGAGGGGCAGACAGGCAGAGAGAGAGAGGCAGCGAGCGGAGCACAGGCCGAGCCAGCACAGGGCAGCAGAGGGCGCGGCGGCCAGGCUGAACGCGGCGCGGGACGCGCGUGGGGCGCAGCGGGCGGAGCGCGGCCGGAGUCCCGGAGCCCCACGCGCCCGCAACCUGGCGGACAACUGUUGCGGCGGCGCGCGUGGGCAGCCCCGCGCCCCUGCAGUUGGCUCCCGAGGGCGCCAGCUCCCGGCUGCAUAGCGAGGAGCGACCGGCGCAGGCACGAGGCAGCGCCGGACGGGUCAAUGCCAGCCGGAUGAUGACCAGUUGUGGCCAGCGGUCCUGGAACUUGCUCGCAGUAUUCUCCCUGCUGUUUCCUGCAGUCCUGUCCGCACAUUUCCGGGUCUGUGAGCCUUACACAGACCACAAAGGCCGCUACCACUUCGGUUUCCACUGUCCCCGGCUCUCAGACAACAAGACCUUCGUCCUUUGCUGUCACCAUAACAACACGGUCUUCAAAUACUGCUGCAACGAGACAGAGUUCCAGGCGGUCAUGCAGGCAAACCUCACGGCUGGCCCCGAGGGCUACAUGCACAAUAACUACACAGCACUUCUUGGAGUGUGGAUCUACGGCUUCUUCGUGCUCACCCUCCUGGUCCUGGAUUUGCUCUAUUAUUCUGCUAUGAACUACGACAUUUGCAAGGUUUACCUGACCCGGUGGGGCAUCCACGGACGGUGGAUGAAACAGGCCCCCCGGCGGUGGGGGAACCCUGCUCGAGCCCCUCGGCCUGGACAGCCAGCCCCACAGCCACAGCCUCCCCCUGGUGCCAUGCCGCAAGCCCCUCAGGCUGUGCACAUGCUGCGGGGAGACACACACAGCCCACCCCUGAUGGCCUUCCAAAGCUCAUCUGCCUGAAAACCCUUUUGCUGUGCCUCAGGAUGGAGGAGGCUAGACCCAGAUCACUUGGCCCAGCUUCCGAGAACAGCUUCAACCAAGACCCCAGGGAGAGCCGGGGCAGUGGUGUGGUAACAGAAGAGGAAAUACCACCUGUGCCCAGAAACCCCUUCU